This is a messenger RNA of Phycodurus eques (leafy seadragon), 500 nucleotides long. RefSeq names its product NADH:ubiquinone oxidoreductase subunit A11 (gene ndufa11). The record is from RefSeq and is a predicted model, not a curated record. NCBI's taxonomy places the organism in Eukaryota, Metazoa, Chordata, Actinopteri, Syngnathiformes, Syngnathidae. The coding region runs from base 27 to 434 and encodes 135 amino acids. The transcript is spliced from 4 exons. Gene Ontology annotation, biological process: mitochondrial respiratory chain complex I assembly.
UGCGCUUGUCCUUGCUAAAGUGAGCAAUGGGCUACUGGGACGUUCCAGAGGGCACCGACUGCGUGCAUAAAACAUGGAUAACAACCAAGCUGGCCACCACUUUGGGUCUGGUGGGCUCGGCCUAUCACAUCGUAGCCUUCCAGCCUGACACUGCGAUGGAAGCUUUACAGCGGGCUGGAAACGUCACAGUUACCAUGGCGGCGAUGGGCGCCAUCUUCGGCAUGGCGACGUGUCUCAGCGCUCAGGCUCGCGAGGCUCCGGACGAUCCGCUCAACUACUUUGUGGGCGGAUGUGCUUCGGGCAUCUUCCUGGGUGCCAGGACUCACAGUGCGGCAACGGGCACGUCGGCGUGUUUGGGUCUGGGAGCGCUGGCCUUCUUUGGCAAAGUGUCCAAGAUGGAGGGCUGGAGACUGGUUGGACCUCCUAAACUGUGACGCUGAUCCAAACUUUGUAAAUGAACGCGUGUGAUGAAAUAAUAAAGUUGUGUCGUGACAAAGCCA